Messenger RNA from Helianthus annuus (common sunflower), 672 nucleotides. RefSeq names its product replication protein A 70 kDa DNA-binding subunit E-like. The record is from RefSeq and is a predicted model, not a curated record. The transcript has 4 exons. The coding region runs from base 1 to 672 and encodes 223 amino acids. Lineage: Eukaryota; Viridiplantae; Streptophyta; Magnoliopsida; Asterales; Asteraceae.
AUGGAGAACAAUAAGAUUACUAUGUUCCGGUCACUCGAUGCUCACCUAACUAACUACACCAUCAAGGCCAAGAUCAUAUCAUUGUGGCAUAAAAAAAUGAAUGGUGAUGAAAAGCAAAUAUAUCGAGUUGAUAUGGUCUUGAUGGAUGAGGAGGGUUCAUUUAUGCAAUGUAGUUGUUUGAACAAGCUUUUCAAACGGUUCCUCAAGCAUUUGGUUGUUGAUGACUGUUUAUUGAUUUACAAACCAUCUCUUGCAAAAGAUACUACAAAGAUAAAGGUUACGGGAAAAGAUCAGAAGCUAUCUUUGUAUCCAUUCAGUUCUGUUCUGAAAAUAGAGAAUUGGUCUGGGCCUCGCUACUAUUUUCGUUUCACUGAUUUUAAAUCUGUGUUGACCAAAAAAGUUCCAGCUAAUACUCCUAUAGAUUUUCUUGGAUACGUGGUUGUGUCUUAUCCUAUUGAGGAUGUGGAUAAAAAGGAUGGCACUAAAACCAAACGAAUGAACCUAACUCUCAAAGAUCUCCAUGAUACCAAGAUUAGUCUUACAUUAUGGGAAAACUAUGCAAUCGAGAUGUCCGAUUACAUGAAUGGUAAGGACCGCGAAGAUCAUGUGGUUCUUCUUGUGCAUUUUGGCACGGUAAACAUCUAUCAAGGUACUCAUUUCAAAUAUAUUUAA